AUUACAAAUAUUAGUUUAAAUCUACAAAAAUAAAAAAAUUAAUUAAAGAUAACCGUAAUGUUUAAGAAUAAAAUAAGCCUUAAGAGAUUUUGUUCUUGUGAUUAAUAAUUAUUUUAAAUUGAUUUAGAAAAUAGGGGUUUAAUUUUUUCUUAAUAUAUUAGUUAUUUUUAAUUUGUAAUUUUAUUUUUGAUUUGGACUUUAAAAGCAUUUUAUUCUCACUUAGUUUAUAUAAAUAUCUCCAAAAAAUAGUUUCUAAAAAAUAUAAUUUAGAAAAUAAAAUAAAUAAACCUUAAUCAGUUCAGGUAUUUUAGUAACACGCCUUGAUUAAUUAAUGUCAGCAUUGUCAGCAAACUUAACGUUGAUUUAAAUCUUCUUUCUUUCUUUCUUGUUGCUGUUAUCACGUGCGAUAUCGCACGUUCGCUUUGUGUCUUUUUCGUGCAGAAGCCGAAGUGUUUUUCUAGAGAUCGUGAAAGCAUAAAGGAGAGAGAGACGAUGUAUAAAAGUUGAUUUAAAAAGUGAACUAUUAACUUAUCUAUUGCUUUUUUUGGUGACUCUUUAAAGAAGAAAAUAAAAUGAAAGAUUACAUCUGCGUGGUCUUGUUGCUAGUAUGCGGAGUAACUUAUUUUCCUACGCAAGUACAAGGUGGCUGUGAAUAUUCGUCAAUAUUUGGAUUCCAAAUCUUUGACGUAGGUAUACAUACGGUUCACCCAUGCGCGCAAGUAACAUGUUAUGAGAAUGGUACAAUAAUUACAAAAAAAUGUCGUGAAUUAAGCAAUCAUUGUACACCAGAUGAACAACUUGUUAGUUACACAUUUGAUGAUAACUUCAAAGACUAUCCAGCUUGCUGUCCAAGAGCUAUUUGUAUGCCUCGUUUAGAUUAACUAUUUUCAAUAUCCACAAAAAAUAACACUGCAAAUCUAAGUGUUUUAUUUCAUUACACUUAAAAUAUUUAAAUCCUUAUUACUUUUUGACCCUUUAGAAACGUGUUAAAUAUAAAAACACAUAAAACACUUUUUUUAAUAACAUUUUAUCCCAA
Molecule: messenger RNA, 1036 nt
Organism: Monomorium pharaonis (pharaoh ant)
Lineage: Eukaryota; Metazoa; Arthropoda; Insecta; Hymenoptera; Formicidae
Exons: 3
Coding region: 573-881 (102 amino acids)
Source: RefSeq, a predicted model, not a curated record